AUGAUAUCACCCCAAGAAAAGCAAGAUAAGGUAAUUAGGGCGACUGAUCUAGACGCUCUUAGCUGUCGUUACAGUGCAAAUAAUAAAUCGUACUUUUCGAAGCCCGAUCCAUUUAUUGAUUCUCUUAUUUCUUCAUAUAAAAUGCAUCUUCCUUUAUGCACUGGUUAUACUAAUAUGUCGGCAAAUAGAACGCUAAGGUCCGUUUUUAAUGAACAGAAAUUACCAUUGAUUAAUAGGGGUACGUAUUUGAGAACAGAGCUGAUAGAUGUUAUAACUCAAGAAUUUAUAAAAGAAUUUAAAAAGUGCCAGGUUAUAUCUUUAGGCGGUGGCUCAGACACUAGAUGCUUUAGAAUCUUGGAGGAACAUGGCGAAGAUGUUAGAUACUGUGAAAUUGACUUUCAUGAAUCAGUGAAAAUAAAAAAAUUGGCAAUUAUAAACGAUAAAAAGCUAGCAGAUAUUGUCAAGUAUGAUGAGGAGAGCCAAUCUAUAACUUCGAAGGAAGAAUUUGCAAGACUUGAGUCGAAUAUUCAUACUGAGAACUAUCAUCUUAUAGGGUACGAUCUACGUGAGUUAACAGGAGCUUUGGAUUCUGGGGCAAUACUCGAAUAUGUGGAUACGUCACUUCCAACUCUUAUACUAAGUGAAUGUGUCUUAUGCUACCUUAACCCAAAAGAAAAUGAGAGAAUCAUAGAGUUCUGGAAGAAUGCAUUUGCUUCAAAAGCAUUAUUAGCACUUUUAAUUUAUGAACCCAUGUCGUUAAAUGAUGCAUUCGGGACAACGAUGACGCAUAACUUGUCUAAUAGAGGUAUUAAUCUUUUAACUUUUAAUGAAUAUCCAAAUUUAGAAGCACGAUAUAAAUUUUUGUCAGAAAAAUGCCAAUCAUCGAAUGUUAAGUUAACAGAUAUGAGUAAUGUUGGAGGAUAUGAUUCAGAUAAUACUACGAAAGCAUGGAUAAAUAGUAAGGAUUUAGCCCGCAUCAACCGGUUAGAAUUGGUCGAUGAGAUCGAAGAAAUAAGACUCCUAUUGAAACACUAUUGUUUAUGUUAUUGUGAAUUCUCACAUAGUCCAUCAUUAAAGACAAUCAAUAAAUGGAAAUGGAUCCUUGAAUAA
Debaryomyces hansenii CBS767 is the source of this 1110-nucleotide messenger RNA. Its product is annotated as leucine carboxy methyltransferase. The record is from RefSeq and is a predicted model, not a curated record. Lineage: Eukaryota; Fungi; Ascomycota; Pichiomycetes; Serinales; Debaryomycetaceae. Gene Ontology annotation, biological process: C-terminal protein methylation. Bases 1 to 1110 code for a protein of 369 amino acids. Gene Ontology annotation, molecular function: protein C-terminal leucine carboxyl O-methyltransferase activity. The transcript has a single exon.